AUGCAGAUGUGUCAAACAAGUCCUAUAGACUUUGAGUCUAUAGACUGGUUAACAGCCAAACUACCUCCGAAAUUCCAUAUUUUAGUCACGUGUUCUUCUACAGAGAUCUCUGCCAUAGUCCAACGGAUCGAGAGCAAACUUUUCCAAGAAGAUGCUGUUGUAUAUGUGAACAAUUUGCUCGAAGAAGACUGUGAACUGCUGCUCAAUGAAACACUUCAAAUAUCGAAACGCACAUUAACACCUAGUCAAAAAAGUGCCAUUUCAGAGAAACUGUCUAAAGACAGAAAUUUAUGUGUGGUUAGUCAGAUUGCCCGUAUUGUGACCGAAUGGCCGUCAUUCUAUUCCAUUGAAGGCGACACAAACAAGCAAAUAUUUAAUUCUAUAGAAGAUUUAAUAUCGGGCAUUCUCGAUAAGCUAGAAGCGGCUGUAGGUAAACUUUGCGCUCAAACCAUUUGUAACUAUUUAACCCUGGCACGGCAUGGUUUGUCGGAAAUAGAGUUAUGCGAUACGUUGACGUCAAAUGACGAUAUCCUGUUGGAUGCAUACAACAAUGUUAAGCCGCCUAUUCUCCGGUUCCCGUGCCAAAUUUGGUCUCGUGCCAAACGUAUACUGGAACCAGUCCUGUGCAACAGUUACAUCGGGGGUAGAAUGCUGCUUACCUGGCGAUAUGCAACGUGCGCGUUUGUUGUUCGCCAGCGUUACCUAAAAAUGCAUGAGCAUGCGUACACUGUACAUAGAGAUUUGGCGGACAUUUUCUUGGAAAACUGGAAGCGAAAAAGUCCAUUCGACAAUUCUAAGGAAUGUGCAUUGUAUCCAUUGGAGACGGACCGCCUUUUAAGCCCACAACCGCUGGUUUAUAACGACUUUAUGUACAAUUACCGAAAACUGCAAGAACUGUGGUUUCAUCUUUUAAAAUCAGGUGACAUUCGACGACUCAAAGAGAACACUCUGUGCAACUUCGAGUACCUGCUAGCGAUGGCGGACGCGGACAGUAUUCAGCGGCUCCUGUACAACAUGGGGCUCAUCCGGUCCCUGCUUGUGGACGAGGAUAUCAACAUUCUAUACCUUACAUUAAACUCCGCGGGCCUCUCCCUGAACUCUGAGCCUCUACAGCUCGUCAACGAACUCAUAGGGAGGCUGAGGCAGCUGAAAGAAUACUUUCCGGACUUUAUCGAGCCGUUGAUGCUGCAGUGCAUGGAAUGGUGCGACAACUACUUACUCCCCUUCCUCGUGCCCCUCACUUCAUGGCUGGACAACGUGCACGAGACGCACGUGACCUCCAUGACCUUCGAGCACGCGAUCACGAGCUCCACCCUCAUUCCUAACGGUCAGCACUUGAUCGCGGCAUCCGAUAACGUCAUCAUGAUGUAUCACAUAGCGACGAAGAGAAGAAUCAAGACAUACGUAGGUCACAAAGCACAGGUGACGUGCCUGUACCUGGACCCGCUGUGCCGAGUGAUCAUUUCCGGCGGCAAUGAUAAGACAAUAUGCGUGUGGAACAUCGACUCGGUUGACCAGUGCGUGCAGACGUUCAGGGACUUCAAAAGCAACGUAACCUGUCUGACCUGCGUCAGUAAGACACUUGUCGUCUGCGGUACGGACGAUGGCGACAUCGUGCUGCGCCGGUUGAGCGAUGGCGAGGUCACCAGGACGCUUGAGCUGCAUCGAAAGCGAGUCAUGGCCGUCCGCCUGUGCAAAGACGACUCCAUUUUAGUUUCGAGUUCCCUUGACGCCACUGUGAUCCUGUGGUACACCGAGGACUGGACGGUGAUGAACAUCAUCACUGACGACACUCUAUCCCCGGUCCUGUGUGUGGACAUCUCCGCCGACAGCGCUUUCCUCAUAGUGGGCUGCGACAAUGGAAACCUACACGUAAUUGCCAUGGCGACCGGAACCAUUGCUCAGACGAUACAUUCACAUACUGGAAUCAUUCAAAGUGUGAGCAUCUGUGGUGACUGUCAUCACUGUGUCGCCGCGUCCUCUAGCGGGGAAGUGUAUCUCUACAAUUUCCGAGCUUCAGAGGUCAUCGACGUGUUCAAAGGUCACAGGUCACCAGUAGAGAACGUCAUGACAACGGACAAUCAUCAGCUUGCAGUAUCAGUUUCCAAGGACGAGAUGUUCGUGUGGAGUCUAAUAAAGCGAUUCACCAAGGAGACGAUCCAGUACUCACACAGCGGGCCUAUCACGUGCAUGUUGAUCACGCAAGACAGGAGAAAACUCGUCUCUGGAAGCGUUGACGGCUUGCUGAAAAUCUGGAAUCUGGACAUAAGCGACUUCUCCGAUAAUCUGAUUGGUCACACCUCAAUUGUCACGUGUCUCGAUGUAGCUAAUGACAACACGAUCGUGGUAUCCGGGUCGACAGACAUGACGUGCAAAGUGUGGAGCCUGUCCAUGGUUAAACUUACCACGAACUACCGAGGUCACGACCAGGCGGUGACCGGCCUCCACGUGCUGACAGAAAGCCGGCUGGUAGUGUCCCUGGACGCCACCCAGAAGUUACACAUGUGGCGCACGGAGGACGGUCAGACAAUGCGCCUAUUCGCCGGACCCACCACCCUGCAUGCACUGGCGCCAAAUAAUCAGCACUUUGUGUCGGGCGCGGGCGACAACCGGUUGCAGAUCUGGGAGCUUUCAAACGGUUCAGUGAUCAAAGAGGUCAACCACACUGAUAAGAUCACGUGCCUCCUUUGUUCUAAAAAUAGCCAGCUCCUCGUGACUGGUUCCCUGGACUGCUCGCUGAAAGUGUGGGAGCUGACCACUGGCAAGAUUGUACAGAUCAUCGUCGAUCACAGUUCGGCGAUUCGAUGCCUUACUAUGACGUCAGCUAAUGACGUCAUUAUGUCUUCCGGUGACGAUGGCGUCAUACACGUCUGUAACGUGCACCUGGGCAGCGUGGAGCGGAAGUUGACCGGCCACUACGAUCAAGUGACGUCACUUGCCCUGACAGCAGACGACUCUAUACUAGUUUCUGGAUCCAUCGACUGCACUGUUCGAUUGUGGAACUUCCGGCGCGGUACGCAGACGACAUUAUUGGACGCGCAUUUCCCCGUGUUAGGUAUCGCGCUCACCGACAUUGCUGACCGGAUAGCGCUUCGGCUGGCAAACUCUAACCACAUGCCCAUUCUAUGCCUGCACAACACGCCUGCGAAAGCUCAAAAAUUGUCCCCCCGUAGGUCCCGAGAUAAAGUUUUGACGUCAGUGUCGUCUGAUAGGAAUGAACGUCGGAACACGAGCACGUCGUUUGGUAUCAGCCUGUUUGAAUUGUCGUCUGAAUCUGGCGGUGAUGAAGAAAGAAUGCUGCCAAUCAAACCCAAACAUGGUCAGAGACCGCGCUCAUUCAUUUUGGCGUCAGAACGCAGACGUGUAACCUCGCCCUCGAUUAUCCCGCUCAUUAUAAAGCACUCCCCUAUCAAGGCGCAGAUCCAAGCGACGGUAAAAGCGCAAGAGAAGCACCGCCUGAAGUUCCGGUUGCAGCGGGGAACCAACAAACCCAAGAAGUCCGACACGCCCAGAAAGAAUGACUCCUCGCACAUUUGCGCGAUUCUUUGAUUGGAUAUGGCAGACUGGUUUAUUGUGAUAGUGGCGUAGAGACCUAUAGAGAGGUAUUAAGGUCAACAUGAUGUUGCACUUUCGCUAUCAUCGUUCUUAUUUUUGUAUACCCUUUAAUAAUUUGAUUAUGAACAUUAUUGUAACGUUGAUUGCGUAAAUGUUCUUUUGUUUUGA
Messenger RNA from Dreissena polymorpha, 3723 nucleotides. RefSeq names its product protein qui-1-like. The transcript is spliced from 17 exons. Lineage: Eukaryota; Metazoa; Mollusca; Bivalvia; Myida; Dreissenidae. The record is from RefSeq and is a predicted model, not a curated record. Gene Ontology annotation, molecular function: protein binding. The coding region runs from base 1 to 3549 and encodes 1182 amino acids.